Molecule: messenger RNA, 3481 nt
Organism: Rhododendron vialii
Lineage: Eukaryota; Viridiplantae; Streptophyta; Magnoliopsida; Ericales; Ericaceae
Product: molybdate transporter 1-like
Exons: 2
Coding region: 1669-3048 (459 amino acids)
Biological process (GO): molybdate ion transport
Molecular function (GO): molybdate ion transmembrane transporter activity
Source: RefSeq, a predicted model, not a curated record
UGGCAGCAUCUCCCAAUAAUCUUUAUUUCCAAACAAACAAGCCCCUGUAGUUCUAUUAUUUUGGCUGUGGAAUAGAAUCUCAAUUCUGACUGACUUUGUCAAGAGGAAGGAAUUAAUUCGCCACCACAAGUGGCCAACGGCAGAAUCUUGAAAGCAGAUUACACACGAAAAAUUAGAUAACCACGCCCCCACAUGGACAUGGGAAUGGGAUCCCCAUGAGGGCUUCACUCUCAUCACCUUCAGGUGAGAUUAAUGCAAUUAAAUGCAACCAAUAGAAUUCUUUCUUGGCAAAAAAAUUAAAUAAAAUAAAACCGUCUGAUUUUUUUUCCCUUCAGUUUAUGCUCCUUGGAAUCAAUAAAAUUCUUGCUUUGCAAAAAAACAAAAAACAAAUCAAACUUUCUGAUUUUUUUCCCCCUUCGGUUUAUGCUCCUUGGAAUCAACAAAAACAAUGGAAAACUUCAAAGAAUGCAUUUUUUACGCAAAAUUUACAAUUAAGAAAUAUGAAAACAUUUUUCAGAUUUUGUAAAAGUAGGUUGCUUGCAUUUUUAAAAAUUGUUUUCCAAGAAGUAUUUUGAGUGUUUUGCAAAAUAAAGCAAGCGCAGAAGCUCGUGUUACGAAAUAGAAUGUAUGAAACCAGGGAGGUGCUGUGCACAUCCCGGCUGUUGAUCUUGGCAAUCAAUGGUCCAGAUUGCUCGGGCCGUCGACUAAAAGUGUUCUCUAUUUUGAAGAUGACACUAUGUGAUAAGAGAUUGCAAAAAUCACCAAAAAAACAAAAUGGUUUUUUUAUAGCAUACAAUCAAUAUUCAUGAGUAAUAUAGGAGAUUCUCCGUCACUGUGCUUGUGUUUUGUUAUCCCACCAUGUAUUUAUUUAUACAAUUGCCCUUUAGAUUUCCAAUAUAUGUAUUAAGCAAAUCAACUUUUAUUUUAUUAUCACAAUCUAGUUUUAUUCUUAUGUCUUGCUAUUGGAACAGCUGUGCUUUUAUCAAGCUAAACAAAAUGAAAUGAAAAAAAAAAAAUGUACUCUAAUACAUUUUUUACACAUUUUUUAAAUUUAUUUUUUAUAUAUUUUAAUACACUUUUUCAACUUUAACAAAAGUUAAGGGGACUUUUUUUUAUAGCAUUUUCCUCUGCUCUUUGGUUGACCUAGAAAAGUCACCUGCAGGUGAUUUCACAAAGAAUAAAUUUAGUAUAAAGUAAAGGAACCCCACUAUAGGUACCGACACGCUUCAACGGGAAUGCGAGGUCCAUUUUGAAUUUUGUACAGAUAAUUCGAGAUUCUAAAAUCUUAAUGAAAAAUAAAAAAAAUUAGAUCGAGCACAUACACAUAUUGAAUUGAACUGAUUUCUCAUGAGUUCAUUCAAUUUUUAAAAAAAAAUAAUUGAACGAUUCAAAUCAUCCGUGCAAAACUCGGAAUAUAUCCUACGUGUACGUUGCUCUGAUCGUCAGUUCGAAUUGAACUACUAGAAUCAUCCAAGUAAGAUGCCUCACGCCUCAUUAAACGGUUCACGUUGCUCAUUUCAAAACUACUCCUACCUCUCAAGUCUGAUCAAUUAAAGCCACAAUAUCAAUUCCCCCUUUGACCAAACCCGUUUUGGGCAAGUAUAAAACAGGACCCACUGAGAGUGCCAAAAUUUGGAAAGGACCCACAGUUUUCCGGCACUCUCUCCAAUGGAUUCCCAAACCCACCAAAACCCGCCUCUCCAUACCCUACCGGAAACCAUCGCCCAACCACCCAUUUCGGGUUUUCCGGCCACCGUCGUCGACAGAGCGAAAAACAAUCUUCUUUUCAGGUCAAAAUGGGCUGAACUGAACGGUGCGAUGGGGGAUUUGGGCACAUACAUCCCUAUAGUAUUGGCCUUGACCCUGGCCAAGGACCUAAAUCUCGGCACGACCCUGAUUUUCACCGGGGUCUACAAUAUCAUCACCGGCGCUAUUUACGGCGUCCCAAUGCCGGUCCAACCGAUGAAAUCGAUCGCUGCAGUGGCGAUAACCAACCCAGAUUUCGGCAUACCGGAGGCGAUGGCAGCCGGGAUUCUAACGGGGGCGAUUUUAUUUCUAUUGGGUGUCACAGGGCUGAUGCAACUAGUAUACAGGUUUAUACCGCUUUCUGUUGUCAGGGGGAUUCAAUUGGCCCAAGGGCUAUCAUUUGCUUUAACUGCAGUUAAGUACAUAAGAAACGUGCAAGAUUUUUCAAAGUCCAAAUCGAGUGGGCAGAGGCAUUGGUUGGGCCUAGAUGGGUUGGUUUUGGCCCUUAUUUGUGCCGUUUUCAUUAUAAUUGUCAAUGGUGCGGGUGAUGAAGAAAUUGAGGAAAGAGAUGGUGAUUUGGGUGAUCGAGAAAGGGUUGGGAAAAGGAGGAAAUUGACGAAGAUUGUAGCUUCUCUUCCCUCUGCUUUCAACAUAUUUUUAUUGGGGGUAGUUUUGGCAAUUAUUAGAGGGCCUAAAGUGGUUAAAGGGCUCAAAUAUGGGCCAUCACCUAUCGAAAUUGUGAAGAUAUCUAAGAAUGCAUGGAAAGAUGGGUUUAUCAAGGGUACAAUCCCGCAAUUGCCCUUGUCGAUUCUGAACUCGGUUAUCGCCGUGUGUAAACUGUCGUCGGAUCUUUUUCCGGGGAGAGACGUCUCGGCGGCGUCGGUGUCGGUGACGGUUGGGGUGAUGAAUUUGGUGGGGUGCUGGUUUGGGGCCAUGCCAUGUUGCCAUGGUGCUGGCGGGCUAGCUGGGCAGUACAAGUUUGGUGGGAGAAGUGGUGGUUGUGUGGCCCUUCUUGGUGCAGCUAAGUUAGGCUUGGGCUUGGUCUUGGGAAGCUCCUUGGUAAAGGUAUUGGAGCAGUUUCCUGUUGGGGUGUUGGGGGUCCUUCUGCUGUUUGCUGGGAUAGAGCUGGCUAUGUGCUCAAGGGACAUGGGCUCUAAGGGGGAAUCCUUUGUGAUGCUUCUUUGUACUGCCGUUUCGCUAGUGGGCUCGAGCGCAGGCCUGGGCUUUCUAUGUGGGAUGGCUGUGCACUACCUUCUUGGGCUCAGAAAAAUGGCCCAAAAUGUUCAAUCUUGUUCUGUGUAGUAGUAAAAAGUAUGAACGUGUGCGUGUUCUAAACUUCCUUUUAUCUUGUGUGAUAGAGUUCUCUGCAUCCGGCAGAGGGUGAUCUAACCAAAGGCUGGGGUUCAGUUCUACCAAUAACUGUUAUAAUCUCAUUCGAUAAAGUAAGCCUACCGGAUCGGUAGCGAAGAGGUACUAUAUAUCCCGUGUUUUGUGGGAUAUCCGUAAAAGUUUCAAUCAAAACUGGAAUAUGUGGUUCCAUUGGAUAUACAGUCCUAUGCUUUAACGCAGACAAACAAACAGGACCCAAAGGUUCAGUUAUUUCUUGUAGCAUAGUGAUAUCAUUUUCUGUUACUGUUUAUCAUAAAAAUUCCCUGGUUGGCUUAUAUUAUGGUAAAAACUGUAUUAUCUGGAAAUUAUUCUCAUGGUUAUCAGAAGGAUACAGUUAUGGCUAUUA